Symsagittifera roscoffensis is the source of this 4115-nucleotide messenger RNA. RefSeq lists its product as uncharacterized. Lineage: Eukaryota; Metazoa; Xenacoelomorpha; Acoela; Convolutidae. Bases 185 to 3919 code for a protein of 1244 amino acids. The transcript is spliced from 13 exons. The record is from RefSeq and is a predicted model, not a curated record.
GUUGAAGACUGGGUCACAAACUACGAAGUGCUGAAGCAGAAAACUGAAGGCCCAGAAACACUACUUCCAACAGAUUGCAGCGCUGCGCGUGGAGGAGGCGGAUGUCAGCAGGUGUUUCGGGGGUGGUAACGGGGACCAAUUGAGCAGUAGUGUGCGGAGGGUGUUUGUUGAGAAGAACUUCCAGAUGGACACUCAAUUGAGAGAGUGUGAGAUUGUUCACACUGAAAUUGAACAAAUGAUCUUCAACGUCAACAUGAAACUCAAUAAAUACUCCACCUACAAAGAUCAAAGUCACCGCCUUCAAGAACACGCCAGACACCUGAACGAAGAAAUUAGUCAACUUCUCGCAGCCAAUGAGAAGCUAGAAUCAGACAACCAAUCACUGAAGGAAGAUCUCAGCAGAAAAAGAACGAACAGCAAUCAAACUAAGGCUCUGUUGGAAAAAGACGGUCAAAUUAUAGAUUUGAAGAAGUUGCUGAACUUGAAGGAGCAGGAGGUCGAGAAGAUGUUGUCGUCCCAGGAAUCUUGGGUGACGGAAAGGCGGAAUCUCAAGAUUAAAGCCGAUGAGCUACAGACCAAUUUGAGAGAAAAGGAGCAGAUAGUUGAAGAUCUGGCAGCUAAGAUGGCCCAUCAAGACAUGCAACUGGUUCAACUGAGACAUGAGUUGAAGGACCUGAACACAGACAUAGCAGAGAACAUCACCAUGGCCAACAGUGGCAGCCACAGAAACGUGUCAGUGUCCAGCGAUGCUGCACUCAGGUCCACUUGCUGGGUCACGUGCAAUGGAUGUGGUCACGUGAUCGAACUGUCGGGUGAGACCCUGGAUUUAACUAGCAGAGUGAGUGGGUUGAAAGACAUGGUUAAGAGACUGAAGAGGGAGAACCAGGAGUUGUUCCUCCAGAACCAGAACUUCACUGACCAGUUGUCAUCUAGCAGGAACCAACUGUUGCAACUCAGUCAGAAGUUGAACACGGCUGGCGAACAGCUGCAUACUUUUAAAAGAGCGGUGGUGUAUUAUGACCAACUGCGUGCCUCAAACGAGAAGCUCUGUUCUAAGCUGUCAAUCAUCACUGGAGAACAGGUGUCUAGGAGCAGCAGAAGGUUCUCGUUUUCCGGGACUCCUGGAAAUUGUGACGAGUUGUUCUUGAUGCAGAGCCCCUCCGAUAACCCGCACAAUACUUCCCAGCAGGUCAAACCGCAGACAGUCGGCUACCAACCCGCGGUUCAUAUCAAACCCCAGCCUCCGAGGUCACAAUCACUCAACAGAUUAGAAGAGUAUAAAAUGUACCCAAAUAACCCACCUGUGAGUGAUGCUCAACAAAUGAUCAACCAACAACAACAGCAACAGCAGCAACAACAACAAAAGCAGCAGCAGGAACAACAAAUACACCAAGCCCAAAAAAUUCGGCCGAAUACUCCGAGUUCGAAUUCACUGAAUCAAAAUUCAAACAAAGUUUCUAUUGGAAACCAGCCUGGAAGACGACCCACUGAAAACGUGAACAGGCCAAGUUUAGACAAUCAGCAAACAGCUGUUAGCCAAUCAAAUACAAGAAGUAGUAGCCAAGAAAACCCCAGUAACCUUGACCCUUCGCAAGCAAAUAAACCCAUGUCGAAGUCGUCGACCAGAAUCCCCUCACCGAUUCCGGGAAGGAGGUCACCCCAGCAUAAACCCACGGCCCAGCGACCCAACAUGGGCAACAAUGUUAAUUCCAACGCUAGUAAUGGGGGAACGCCAAACAGAGGCGUAACACCGAAUGAAGACAACCAGAGUGUUUCGGGAAGCGAGGCGUCGCAGGAGAGCUCGACAAGUCCCCUCAAGGGAACCUCUGUCAGAGUCAGACCCCCCUCGCCUGUCUCGUCACUCGUCAGGUUGCGGGCUAACCAAAAUUUUCGAGGUUCAGCUGAGUCGGUUGAGAGCUCAGUUUCCGAAGCAACCAGCACUGGGAGCAGUGUAGCGCCUCGAAUAUCUGGAAAACAACCAUUAACUCCUCGACAGAUUGGCGGAGGGUCCAAGUCCGCUUCCGCACUUGCUCGCAGAAUGAUGUCGGAUCCUAACCAACAUCGCAAGGGUCCCAUGAACUCCAAUGAGCCGAUGAGUUUGCGCGAGAACCAGGUUCGAGGAGCAGCACCAGGAGCUUCGACACGGGGUCCGAAAUCCGAGAUGGCCGGGGAUCGAAACUUGAAGAAGCCGAUGGUAGCUCAUGGUUCCUGGGACGAUUUGUCAACGGAUGAUACCCAUAAAGAUAUAUCAGGCGCCAGUGAUUUGCCAGAAGAUCAGAGAGAUAAAGGUGAAAACACUUCGAGUGACACUGAAGAUUCGCCUUCUAGCUCACCCAAUAUAAGCUUAUCAGCUAUGCAACACAGAAACGCAUUGGCAAAAAGUAACCCGAACAACCAAAAUAGACCUGAGCCGAAUAGCAAUCGACAACAAAAUGACAACAAAGACCAAAGUCAAGCUGGUUAUAAUAACUCGCGAGUGAUGGUGGGCAGCCGACCUGCCGCAAAGCAGAAAGAUCGAAUAAUGAUGGAACAAGCUAAUAAACUUUCGGUACGCGCAACCGAAAAUGUUCCAGCAUCUAUGGUACGAAGCCGGACGCCUAAUUUGACACAACAGCAACGAAUGGCUUCGGCAGCUGACAAUCCGAACCCAACUAAUGAAGCUCAGGGAAGCCAGAAUCAGCCAAUUAGGCGCGAAAGGAGGUCGGUUAACAGCACAAGCGAACCUGAAAAAGUUUCACCAAACACAACAACAGAGUCUAGACAUGGAAGGCAGUCUACAAAAGUUUUCGAUCCGAAUAACCCCACUGCAAGGCCUGUUUUACGAGGUCAAGAUAGUCCGGAUGGUGCGACAGGUCAAAAUUUCAUGUCGGCUGCAAAAAGGUCAAUAUCGUCUUCACCGCAACAAAGAAUGCGACAACCUCUAAUAGGUCAACAACGACAAGCUAUGAUGGCGAAGACUACUGUUUACACUCCUGGAGGUCAAAAUGUCAGCAAUGACGCGUCAAUAGAACAACAUCAACCAGCACGGCUUAGAAGUCAAUCUGCCGAAGCGGUCAAUGUACCGAACCCUCAAGGUCGUUCGUCGAGACCAUCGCCAUCAAUCAGUGCAUUACAGAAUAUCAAACGACAAUACGCGUCGGCCGAGGGACCUCUGACGUCAUCGCCAAAGCCGGCGAGAUCGACCAAGACACAAGACAUGGUGCAGUCAUCUUCGGAUCUCCUCGGGAGCAAUGCGGACGAGAUCAUGAGUUCGAAUGAUUUGGCGAAGAAGCCGUGGUCCCUGGAUGAGAUUGACACUGCGAUUGACAGACUGUUGCAGGAAGACACAGCGAAGUUGAUGACAGAAGCGGAAGUUACGAAUGCCAUUGACAAGGAAUUGGAAGCUAUUUCGCAUGCCAAGCUACAGGAAUCCACUUCAACCCGCGAAUCAUCAAGCAGACAAUCACAGGCGUCCUCGGAAUCACAUCAGCCUUCCAAUCAGAACCCAACAUCAAGACAGAGUCCCAGGAACCCACAAAUGGGAUCCUCAGGGUCGGCAGCUGUCGCCAGAAGAGCUGCAACUCCUCAAGGUACUCGGGUUCCUCGCCCUUCGUCUCCGUCGAUUGCGAGAAUCAAACAGGCACAGCAGCAGAUCAUGUCACAGAUGUCAGCCGGACAACAAGCAUCUGGUGGCCAACAACAACAGACAACUACCACUCAGCAAAGAACUGCGCCUCAUGGAAUGCCUCGACGACAACCCCCAACUCCCGGAGAUCAAGUUCAACCACCCCCUUCUGGUGCUCAAACAAAUACGACCAACCAGAUGAGUCAACAUUACAGCCAGCUGCCACAACAACAACAACAACAUUAUCAACAACAACAACAACAGCAGUCCAGUCGAACUGGAGCAUCGCCCAGAAAUAGAGUGCACUACUUGUAGAUAUCUGCAACUGACAGACGGAUGCUUCAGAAAUAAAAGAGCUUUAGAAAAAAAAUUUAGAAACUCUUUUAGGUUAUAUAGUAUCGAGAAAACAUUUUUGAGGAUUCAAAUCUUCCGGUUUCGAUGCCAAUGUAAUUGUUUCCGGUCACCAUUAUUGAACAAAAAUUUAUUUCAAACGGUCCAUGAUUUAAUUGAA